Messenger RNA from Coffea eugenioides, 1121 nucleotides. Its product is annotated as proteasome subunit beta type-1-like. The transcript is spliced from 7 exons. Bases 120 to 791 code for a protein of 223 amino acids. NCBI's taxonomy places the organism in Eukaryota, Viridiplantae, Streptophyta, Magnoliopsida, Gentianales, Rubiaceae. Gene Ontology annotation, cellular component: proteasome core complex. The record is from RefSeq and is a predicted model, not a curated record.
GCAAUUUAUUAUUAUUUUUUCAAAAAUUGUGACACUUUUUUCCCGUCUUCUUCAAUUCGGGAAAUCUUCUCCAAAGCCCUAGCUUGAGCUCUCCUUCUCUACUCCCUAAUUAAAUCAAGAUGACGAAAGAACAAGCUAAUUGGUCUCCUUACGACAACAAUGGAGGCACUUGUGUCGCAAUUGCCGGUGCAGAUUACUGUGUUGUUGCGGCCGACACGAGAAUGGCUUCGGGAUACAAUAUAUUAACCCGGGAUUACUCCAAAAUCGCUAAAUUGGCGGACAAAUGUGCCAUGGCAUCUUCUGGAUUUCAGGCUGAUGUAAGAGCUUUGCAAAAGCACUUAGAAGCAAGGCAUCUGAUCUAUCAGCAUCAGCACAAUAAACAAAUGAGCACUCCUGCCAUGGCUCAGUUGCUGUCGAACACCCUUUACUACAAGCGCUUCUUUCCUUACUAUGCUUUUAAUGUUCUGGGGGGGCUUGAUAGUCAGGGGAAGGGGUGUGUCUUCACAUAUGACGCUGUUGGAUCCUAUGAGAGGGUUGGAUAUAGUUCACAAGGUUCUGGUUCUACAUUGAUCAUGCCUUUCUUGGACAACCAGCUAAAGUCUCCUAGCCCUCUCUUAUUACCUGCAAAGGAUGCUGUUACACCACUUUCUGAAUCUGAAGCCAUUGACCUGGUAAAGACAUGUUUUGCUUCUGCAACAGAAAGAGAUAUCUACACCGGCGACAAGCUGGAAAUUGUCGUCUUGAAUGCUGAGGGAACUAGACGUGAAUAUAUGGAACUGAGGAAGGAUUGACGGGUUGUGGUAGUAUUAUGGAUCUGUGGGUUGCGACAAAGUGUGGAAUGCUCCGAUUCGAGAGCUUUAAUUUGGACAUUGACUUGAGCUGUGUUCUAUGGUUCUCAGUUAUCAACCCUGAGAUUUGGAUUCUAGACUGAAGAUAGACGCUGGGCAUGAAGCUGACUCUUUGUUACCCAUUUCCAAGUUUUAUUUUCUUUGUUAAAUUUUUAUACAUCCACGUUUGUCUUUUUACCAUGGCAUGCCCACUUUGUUUUCUAAAGAAAAUUGAUUUGACUUCCAUCUGUUUAUCUGUGGAAGAGGUUAACUAAAUCAGACCAAAUUAAGCAA